AUGUCAGGAAACGAGGCCACGAACAUCAGCUACACUGGAAAUGUCGCCGUCAUUGCGCAGAUUGUCAAGUGCGAUCGGGCUUCAGCCCACCUUUCGCCCACUUCAGCCUACGCUGCCCAACUAUCUUGGCUCACUAUCCCGGGACAUGUUCGCCAUGAUGUCGUUUUGACACUGUCCGGGAGUAAAGUUCCCCGGAGAGGCGCGGCGCCUCUUUCUGUCGAUCUCUGGAACUCGUCUAUGGUAAUCACCAAGUCAUCGUCGCCUUCACUCUUCACCCUGUCUUUUCACAGGAAAACUGCGUACGACGCCUACAUUACCAAAGUUUGGGACCGAGGCAGUCAUUACAAGUCAAACGGAAGAUAG
Messenger RNA from Colletotrichum abscissum, 363 nucleotides. RefSeq lists its product as uncharacterized. Lineage: Eukaryota; Fungi; Ascomycota; Sordariomycetes; Glomerellales; Glomerellaceae. The transcript has 2 exons. The record is from RefSeq and is a predicted model, not a curated record. Bases 1 to 363 code for a protein of 120 amino acids.